Messenger RNA from Aspergillus saccharolyticus JOP 1030-1, 1248 nucleotides. RefSeq lists its product as uncharacterized. The transcript has 7 exons. Lineage: Eukaryota; Fungi; Ascomycota; Eurotiomycetes; Eurotiales; Aspergillaceae. The record is from RefSeq and is a predicted model, not a curated record. The coding region runs from base 1 to 1248 and encodes 415 amino acids.
AUGAAUCUGCUAUCCACCCUCGUGGUGGUGGUGGUGGUAGGUCUGACAAACCUCAUCGCCGCGCAGGACUGCUACGCCCAGCAAAGCGAAUCUGGGCAGGGGCUGGUGAUAUACAGUCAGGCCCAACUGGACCAGCUCACCCAGAAUUGCACGCAGCUGCACGGGGACCUGGUGGUCGGCACGAACUACACAGGGAGCUUCAUCGUGCACAAUGUGACCAAUAUCACUUCGAGCAUCGGGCUGAACAACAGCACCACGGGCUUGACCUCGCUCGAGGCGCCCGACCUCGUCGCUCUGUACAGCGCGGGGUUUUAUUGCCCGUCGUCGCUGCGGUCGAUCUCGCUGCCGCGGCUGGAGACGGCCGAGGUUCUGACGGUGAAAGCCGGCUCCGCAAUCACCGUCUCGACCCCGAGUCUGCGGAAUGUGAGCUACCUCAACUUGUACGGGAGUAGCAUCAGCUUCGACUUCCCCAAACUCGAACUGAUCACGACUGGCUCGUCCAUCUGCGGCGAGGCAGGAUGUGACAUGAUGUCGAGCCAGGCUAUGGACGUUGAUUUACCCGCGCUGCGGGAGGCGGCGAGUCUGUCCGUAGGAGGGAAUGUGUCAAGUCUCUCGCUACCCGUCCUGGCGUCCGCUGGCAACAUCACCCAAGCAAUGACCACCGGCUACGGCUCCUACGGCGCAGGCCUCUCCGUGUACACGACACAGCUCCUCAACUUCUCCGUCCCGGAACUAAGCUAUCUGAACGGCACCCUUUCGCUGCAAGGGGUGUUCAACGACAGCAUCUCCACCCCUUCCCUCAUCAACGCAACCGGCGACAUCGUCAUCGAAGCCUGGACGCCAGUUGGCCUGAAUUUCUCCACCCUCGAAUACGUCGACGACAUCACCAUAACCGGCACCAUCACCAGCGCGGAUUUCUCCUCCCUCCGCUCAGUCAAUCAAUUCUCCCUCUCCUCCUCCCAGUACCUCAACUGCGCCAACGUCCUCCCCAGCAACACGAGCUUCGUGCAGGCGCACUGCGACGCCGCCCCGCAGAAGAAGUCUGCGCUGGCCCGCAAUGUCGGGAUCGGUGUCGGGGUUGGCGUUGGCGUCUCCUUGUUGCUAGCGGUAGCUGGGAUCUGGAUCUACCGGCGGCGGCAGGCAGCGAGGAAGAAGAAGGGGAAGGCGCCGGUGACUCGGAGUGGGAGUAGUAGUGGGACUGGAGAGGAUAGCACGGUCGAGCUGAGGCCGAUUUUGGGUUAUGCUUAA